Messenger RNA from Thalassophryne amazonica, 1622 nucleotides. RefSeq names its product zinc finger, C3HC-type containing 1 (gene zc3hc1). Bases 45 to 1541 code for a protein of 498 amino acids. Gene Ontology annotation, molecular function: zinc ion binding. The transcript has 10 exons. The record is from RefSeq and is a predicted model, not a curated record. NCBI's taxonomy places the organism in Eukaryota, Metazoa, Chordata, Actinopteri, Batrachoidiformes, Batrachoididae. Gene Ontology annotation, cellular component: nucleus.
GAGUGUUAAGUUUUGUUUCCGGGGAUCGUUACACUCGCAGAGCCAUGAUGGCGACUCUCGGCGGUAGUCGUCUCAGUAAUUCAAAUCAACAAAAAUCUUUCGCCUCUCCGGAGAAAGUUCGUGAGCUGCUCAGUGAAGGAGUGUCGACCACGGAAACACAAGCCAGCAGCGAACAAGCAGAUUUGAAAGAUGUGGAAGAUAAAACUUCCACACAGGCACCUUGUGAGGCGACCAACAAAGAAGCGUUUUUCUCAAGAGUGGAGUCUUAUUCAUGUUUGAAAUGGGCUGGUAAGCCCCGGGCCCUGUCCCCUCUGAUGUGUGCCAGAUACGGCUGGAUCAGUGUUGGCUCUGAUAUGCUGAAGUGCUCUAGCUGCCAGGCUUUCCUGAGUGCGUCCUUACGACCGACUGUGGACUUUGAAAAAUAUGAAUCCCGCAUUGCAGAAAUAUCCAAGCAGCUUCAGACUCAGCAUGGGAAGUUUUGUCCAUGGCCUGAUUUUCCAUGUCCAGAGCGGUUUUGGCAAGUUCCAGCCUGUGAGCUGUCAGCAGUGCUCACAGCCUUCCUAGAGCGCUUCCAGAGUACCUGUCUUCUUGCGCAGCAGCUGCCUGCCAUGAAGCCAGACCAGCUGAAAUCCAUGUCUUUGACUGAAGAUGUUAUCAGCGUUAUACUUCAGCUUAUUGAAGAAGAAGAAAAAAGAAAGGGUGGUACUUUGUGUUCUGAGCCUUUAGCAGUGCAGGUGGCUGCAUGCAUCGUUUCUCUCUGUGGCUGGGCUGCAAGCCCGGCUCUGCACGCCAUGAACCUGCCCAUCCUCACCUGCUCCUACUGUAUGCGCAAGGUGGGCUUGUGGAACUUCCACCAGAUGCAGGCAAUGGGAGGUGACAGUGGCGCCUUACAAAACGCUCCAAACCCACCGGCUCCAGCUGCAGCCGCUAUUCCAGCACCUCCAAAUGAGGGCCAAACAGACCCUUCUGUUCCUGCCUCGCUGACUCCUCCUACAACCCCGUGCCGCAUGAAACUGCGCAGCCAAGACUCCACACGCUCUGACCAGGCUGGGCUGCAGGGGGAGGGCACGCCCUCCCCUCUAGCAUCACGCGCUCGCAGCAGAGACUCUCCCAGCCCCAGUGAAGACCUGCCAAAUCCUUUAGGCAGGGGAAAGAGGCCUGCCACCCGUAGUCGAGGACAAGGAGACGGUCCGGGGGCUGACGGCGGUCUGUUGCACGCUCCCAAACGUCUGUGCCUCUCUGCAGCUGGUGAUGGUGAUGGAAUUGUGCACAAGAGUACAUUUGACCCACUCGCUCAGCACAGAGACUGGUGCCCCUGGAUCGCCAUUGGAAAGGAGAAUAUGGAUCCAGGGGCCCUCCCCUUUCUGGGUGGGGGUUCAGCACCACACCAGCAGGGCUGGAAGGCUGCUCUGGACCUUCUCCUGCCCAUGAAGAAGAACUCUGACACAUUGGGAAAAACUUCAGCUCAGAGCCCUCAUGACAAGUCUAAAAGGGUGUUUGCUAUCUUCCGUCAGUGGCAGGUGUCCUCUCCAUCACAGUAGAUCUUUGCCACCUCAAAAGCAUUGACUGGUCCUUCAUCGGCAGCGAAGAGGCCCAUCAUCUUUUUAAGACCUGUUUACAUG